CGGCUCUUCGCAGUUUCCUCUCCUUGUUUUGCUUUCGAUCUGGACUGUUCUCAGGCAAGCCGGGGAGUAACUUUUAGUUUUGCUCCUGCGAUUAUUCAACUGACGGGCUUUCAUUUCCAUUUCACACACCCUAGCAACACUUAUACCUUGCGGAAUUGUAUUGGUAGCGUGAAAAAAGCACACUGAGAGGGGCAAAACACACCUUUUGAGGUCUGUGGAGCUCAAAAAUGAAGUCAAAGGUGACUGGGUGACACAAACAGCUCAGAUGAUCAAAGUGUGGACGAGGAAGAUGGAGGGAUUAGCCCAAGGACACACACCAGCAAUGGCAGAGUCAAGGCCGUGACACAACUGUCCUGAUUUCUGUGCAUUUUGGUUCUUAGACAAACAUAACCGCUCUGUGUCAUCUCCACUGAGUUACCUGCCUUCUCUAACUUUGUUCGAGGUUCACAUGGCCUGGCUGUUAGUGCCUGUGGGAGGCUUGCCUUACAGAAAGACCAGCGUGUCACCUUGACUUUCGAUAACGGAAGCUACAUGAUACAUACCGAGGCACCAUGCCGGUGGAAAGGAUGCGCAUGCGCCCGUGGCUGGAGGAGCAGAUAAACUCCAACACGAUCCCAGGGCUCAAGUGGCUUAACAAGGAAAAGAAGAUUUUUCAGAUCCCCUGGAUGCAUGCGGCUAGACAUGGGUGGGAUGUGGAAAAAGAUGCACCACUCUUUAGAAACUGGGCAAUCCAUACAGGAAAGCAUCAACCAGGAGUAGAUAAACCUGAUCCCAAAACAUGGAAGGCGAAUUUCAGAUGCGCCAUGAAUUCCUUGCCUGAUAUUGAAGAAGUCAAGGAUAAAAGCAUCAAGAAAGGAAACAAUGCCUUCAGGGUCUACCGAAUGCUGCCCCUAUCGGAGCGGCCUUCUAAGAAAGGAAAGAAACCAAAGACAGAAAAAGAAGACAAAGUUAAGCACAUCAAGCAAGAACCAGUUGAGUCAUCUCUGGGGCUUAGUAAUGGAGUAAGUGAUCUUUCUCCUGAGUAUGCGGUCCUGACUUCAGCUAUAAAAAAUGAAGUGGAUAGUACGGUGAACAUCAUAGUUGUAGGACAGUCCCAUCUGGACAGCAACAUUGAGGAUCAAGAGAUUGUUACUAAUCCGCCAGACAUUUGCCAAGUUGUAGAGGUGACCACUGAGAGCGAUGAGCAGCCGGUCAGCAUGAGCGAGCUCUACCCUCUGCAGAUCUCCCCCGUGUCUUCCUAUGCAGAAAGCGAAACGACUGAUAGUGUGCCCAGCGAUGAAGAGAGUGCCGAGGGGCGGCCACACUGGCGGAAGAGGAAUAUUGAAGGCAAACAGUACCUCAGCAACAUGGGGACUCGAGGCUCCUACCUGCUGCCCGGCAUGGCGUCCUUCGUCACUUCCAACAAACCGGACCUCCAGGUCACCAUCAAAGAGGAGAGCAAUCCGGUGCCUUACAACAGCUCCUGGCCCCCUUUUCAAGACCUCCCCCUUCCUUCCUCCGUGAUCCCAGCAUCCAGCAGCAGUCGGCCAGACCGGGAGGCCCGGGCCAGUGUCAUCAAGAAAACAUCGGAUAUCACCCAGGCCCGCGUCAAGAGCUGUUAAGCCUCUGACUCUCCCCGGUGGUUGUUGGGGCUUCUUGGCUUUGUUUUGUUGUUUGUUUGUAUUUUAUUUUUUUCUCUCUGACACCUAUUUUAGACAAAUCUAAGGGAAAAAGCCUUGACAAUAGAACAUUGAUUGCUGUGUCCAACUCCAGUACUGGAGCUUCUCUUUAACUCAGGACUCCAGCCCAUUGGUAGACGUGUGUUUCUAGAGCCUGCUGGAUCUCCCAGGGCUACUUGCUCAAGUUCAAGGACCAACAAGGGCAGUGGAGGUGCUGCAUUGCCUGCGGUCAAGGCCAGCAAGGUGGAGUGGAUGCCUCAGAACGGACGAGAUAAUGUGAACUAGCUGGAAUUUUUUAUUCUUGUGAAUAUGUACAUAGGCAGCACUAGCGACAUUGCAGUCUGCUUCUGCACCUUAUCUUAAAGCACUUACAGAUAGGCCUUCUUGUGAUUUUGCUCUAUCUCACAGCACACUCAGCACCCCCUUCUCUGCCCAUUCCCCAUCCUCUCUUCCUAUCCCAUCCCGUCCCAUCCCAUCCCGCUCUUUUCCUACUUUUCCUUCCCUCAAAGCUUCCAUUCCACAUCCGGAGGAGAAGAAGGAAAUGAAUUUCUCUACAGAUGUCCCAUUUUAAGACUGCUUUAAAAAAAAAUCCUUCUAAUCUGCUAUGCUUGAAUGCCACGCGGUACAAAGGAAAAAGUAUCAUGGAAAUAUUAUGCAAAUUCCCAGAUUUGAAGACAAAAAUACUCUAAUUCUAACCAGAGCAAGCUUUUUUAUUUUUUAUACAGGGGAAUAUUUUAUUCAAGGUAAAAUUCUAAAUAAAAUAUAAUUGUUUUUUAUCUUUUCUACAGCAAAUUUAUAAUUUUAAGAUUCCUUUUCUUGUUUAUCAGCAGUUGUUAUUACAUCCUUGUGGCACAUUUUUUUUUUAAUUUUGUAAAGGUGAAGAAAGCUUUUAUGAGCUCAUGUAGCAAUCAGAUUAUCCUGUGGAUUGAUAAUAAAUGAAUAUGAUAUAUAGUUAAA
Molecule: messenger RNA, 2615 nt
Organism: Pongo pygmaeus (Bornean orangutan)
Lineage: Eukaryota; Metazoa; Chordata; Mammalia; Primates; Hominidae
Gene: IRF2
Product: interferon regulatory factor 2
Exons: 11
Coding region: 552-1601 (349 amino acids)
Biological process (GO): regulation of transcription by RNA polymerase II; immune system process
Cellular component (GO): nucleus
Molecular function (GO): DNA-binding transcription factor activity, RNA polymerase II-specific; RNA polymerase II cis-regulatory region sequence-specific DNA binding
Source: RefSeq, a predicted model, not a curated record